AUGAUAAAAAGUAAUGCUUGUAGGUACUCUACUAGAGUUUCAAACAGUGGGAAAGUUGGAUGCUUCCUGGAGCAGAUCAACAUCACUCGUGGAAAAUUGUUGACGCUUGUUGGUUUGGACACUGGGUCUUUACAGGAUUCAAUGCUCACGAGAUCGACGAAUGGCUUGAAGAAUAGUCAGUUAAACUGGCUGACACAAACACUUGAAGAAACCACUGAUAACUGGCUCAUAAUUUCUGGAUAUCACCCUGUGGUUAUUUGUGACAAGGAGCAAGUGGAAGCAAAGCAAAUUUAUGUGCCUCUACACAAUAUUUUUAUGAAAUAUGGAGUGGUAAGAAGUGAAUGGUCUUCACAUUUUGACAUCUAUGGGGGAAUCUCCCAUGUUUACAGUUUUAAAAUACUGAAUGCAUACAUGAGCAGACAGGGUUGCAAUAGUCACCCUGUUCAAGGUGGUGUGGCUUACAUAGGCAUUGCAGACCCUACUGAGAGUGAACCGUUGAAUUCUUUAAAUGAAAGAUUGGCUUUUCGAAAGUGA
Molecule: messenger RNA, 534 nt
Organism: Dovyalis caffra
Lineage: Eukaryota; Viridiplantae; Streptophyta; Magnoliopsida; Malpighiales; Salicaceae
Source: the annotation of a GenBank genome assembly